Messenger RNA from Trypanosoma theileri, 1071 nucleotides. RefSeq names its product trans-splicing factor. The record is from RefSeq and is a predicted model, not a curated record. The transcript has a single exon. Gene Ontology annotation, biological process: mRNA splicing, via spliceosome; spliceosomal tri-snRNP complex assembly. Gene Ontology annotation, cellular component: U4 snRNP; precatalytic spliceosome; U4/U6 x U5 tri-snRNP complex. Bases 1 to 1071 code for a protein of 356 amino acids. Lineage: Eukaryota; Euglenozoa; Kinetoplastea; Trypanosomatida; Trypanosomatidae.
AUGGACUACAACGAAGAGGGAUGGGAUGAGUUCGGCGAUCAACAUCAGCAGGAUCGGGAUGGCGCCAGGGACGACGCCGCAGACCCGUACGCCGAUGAAACGUUGGCAGCAGCUAAGACCAUAACAUCUGACGAUGAUGCACUUCGUUACGACAGUGUAAAGGAAGUAACAGUUCUUUUGCGCUCGGAGCAUAUGAGCCAGAUGUUGCAAAAGUUAAGUGAUUACAGUAAACAAGAAGAGGUAAAAAACACUAUUUUACCAGAUGAUCCCGAACAUCAGUUUGUUAUUGAUUCUAGCGCACUUGUAUUGCGUAUAGAAGUAGAAAAGAGCAAGGCGGUUGUAUAUUUACGGGCACACUAUAAUCAACGAUUCCCUGAGUUAGCGAUGUUUUUCUCUGAUGGCGUUCUCUACGCUCGUGUUGUACGUCUUAUCCAGAAUAACAUGGAUCUCUCUGUUGUGAUUGAUCAACUAGACGAGUUGGCACCAUCGCAACUCACCGCAGUGGUAAUUGCCUGUGCUUCCACAACAGCCGGGCGGGAAUUGUCCGAGGCGGAGCUCCAUCGCGUGCUGGAGGCCUGUCAGGAGAUUGAAACACUAGAAGCGGCAAAGCAGACAUUUCUGGAGUACAUCCAACGAUCUAUGCCUCUUAUUUGCCCGAAUCUCUGUGCUUUUCUCGGUACAGGCAUUACCUCGCAGCUCUUCGCCAUUGCUGGUGGUAUCCAACAACUCGCACGUAUGGAUCCUGCGCAGCUUGCAAAACUCGGUAGUACACGCGCGUCGAAUACUGGCAUCGCUCUUCGUACCACAGGCUUUCUCAGUAACUCUGACUUUGUUGUGAAUCACCCACCGCAGCUGCGGCCAAAGGCAAUGCGUCUCGUCGCAAGUACGGCCAUGACACUCGCACGUAUUGACGCCAACCGACGGGCCGCAAGUCACCAUGAGGGUGUUCGCCAGCGGGAGCAAGUGCGGUUGAAGAUGUUAUCUUGGUUGGAUCCUCCGGUGAUUCGUGGGGCGGCGAACAAUACAUAUGAACGACGGGGAAGAAAGCGACAACGGCGUCAGGCGAGGUAA